GUGGACCACCUAGCAAUAUUGUAACCCAUCUCAUAUCUCAAACAAAGCCGAAAGGACCAUCCUUCUCCACGACCUUCUACUUCUACUCGUACUUCUUCUUCCUUUAAUCUCCUGACGCUUCACACAAACUACAUUUUCCUUUUCUUCCUUUCACCUACUUCACGACCUACGUCUUUUCCCUUCCAACCCUUUACAUUCAUUCGCUCACAACUCGAGUUUGGUUCCUUGGUCUUUUUUCUUUUCUGUCUUAUUCGAAUACCCAAAUCAAUUUUAAGAUGAGUUCGCAACGAUAUGAGAGGGUAUCUGCGAACGAUGAAGAUACCCCUCCGACACCUACAUCCCCUCCGCCAUCCUUCCGAUCGCGAGGCUCCUCUCCUUCUUCACGACAUCACGUAGCGCCCGUCGACCAAAAUCUAGCGGAUACUUUUGAUGAUGGAUCUGAUGAUGAGGAUAACGAUGGAGAUGAUAGACAACGAUUAAUGCGUGGAAAUCCUUCUUCGUCAACGGAGAGAUUGAAUGAGACGACGAGCGAUGAUCGACCAACUACUCAGAGAACAGUAACCGUCGUGCCGACAUUUGUACCGCCAACAGGUGGAAGGGUUUAUGGCGGUGGUUCGGGAUCUGAUGGUGUUUUUGCGAAUCUAAGUGCUAAGCCUGAGAGAGGCGAGAAACAAGAAGAACAUCCUCCUACGUACGAACAAGCAGCCGCAGAUGCCGCACCACCGUACUGGGAAACCACCAUUCUCGCUCCCGGACUUGGUGGACUAGAUGAAGUAUACGUCGAGGGUCUUCCAGUUGGCUCUUUAUUCUCUUUUAUCUGGAACGCCAUGAUAUCCAUGUCUUUCCAACUCGUUGGUUUUCUCCUCACAUAUCUAUUACAUACCACUCACGCCGCCAAAAAUGGAUCCCGUGCCGGUCUCGGAAUUACGCUUAUUCAAUAUGGUUUCUAUAUGAAAGGAACAAAUAAUGUCGUUACGCCACCUUCAGGGGGAAAUGAUGCAUCAUAUGCUCAACCUCCCGAUCCAAACUCUCAUGACUUCGACCCCGAUAAGGUUAAUGCGGCUGCUACUGCAGGAAUGGAUUCGGGAAGUGGAGGAAUUGGUGAUAUCGCUAGUAAUGAAUGGUUUGCGUAUGCAUUGAUGAUUGUUGGAUGGUUCAUCUUGAUUAGAGCGUUUAGCGAUUUCAUCAGAGCGAGGAGACAUGAGCAAUUGGUGUUACAAAGUCCGGAUCGUGGACUACCAGUUCCUAUUAUUGCGACUGGAGAGGAGAGCGAGACUAUUGUUUAGGGAUGGAUAAAUGGAUAGGGUUGAAUGGGGAUAUGGACAACUGGAAUGAUAGGGAAGAUAUUCUUCACACGUAAAGUAAAGCAUAGAAGCUUACCCGGAGUUUAAAUGGAAAGGCUAGGCUAGGAUGGAUUCAAGAGAUUAUGGAUGGGAGAUAGGGAAGGGAUCACUUUAAAAAAGAAUUCCUGGCAGGGUUACUACAACUUUUUUUUUACUUUUUUUAAAUAUCAUCUGGUUGGACAAGCGGGCGUUAGAUAAUCUCAUUCUCCCUUUUCUUUGUCUUGUAUUGUGGUAUGGUUUUUUUGCUACUGCUUGCUUGUAUCGAUCGAUAUACUGGUGUAGGCUGGCUUGCUGAGGAGUGUGAAGAAGAUUGAGGAGUAGAUGAUGUAUUAAGUUGAGAUAUAUUAAUGAAUAUGUGGGAUUUGUAUACAAUUACAAUUACAAUUGCAAUUAUCAAUUUUCAAUUUUCAAAU
Messenger RNA from Botrytis sinoallii, 1756 nucleotides. RefSeq lists its product as uncharacterized. Gene Ontology annotation, biological process: positive regulation of protein ubiquitination; metal ion transport; vacuolar transport. Gene Ontology annotation, cellular component: endoplasmic reticulum; Golgi apparatus; perinuclear region of cytoplasm. The coding region runs from base 276 to 1286 and encodes 336 amino acids. The transcript is spliced from 3 exons. Lineage: Eukaryota; Fungi; Ascomycota; Leotiomycetes; Helotiales; Sclerotiniaceae. The record is from RefSeq and is a predicted model, not a curated record.